AUUUGAAAAACGGAGUCGUGUGGUGAACGCCUGCGUGUCCCUUUUAAAACAAAUCCAGGGACUGUCAAUCAUCGCGCAUUCCGACCAAUCCCAAAGCACCGUUUUUUAAAAGCUGGUUUGCCUGCUGUGCUUUUAUAUUGCAGUAUGGCCUGGUUCGGAGCAUUUUACUACCACGGUUAUUGCCACAAAUCAAGAGGGCAAAGUGAACGGCAUGGGACUCACACCAAUCUUAACGAACCUGGGUCCGAUUCCUGCGUCUGAGAGGUUUACGGGCAAUAACUGCACAUGCAGAUGAUACAGCGGGGGAAAUGGGGGAAGAGUUUUGUUGGUAAAUCGUAAACGUUAAAGGUUGGUUGAUUUGCCAAACCCUCAGUCAAGCUUGAAACAAAACAUGACAAGCCUGUCGCGGUUUAGUGGCUGCCCUCUUUCUUGCGUCAACCCUGGGGAGAGCAAUACUGAACCCAGCAUGGUGCUGCCACCUUUGGCAGAGGAGCACAUGGGGCACCCCACUGGCAGUUCCUUAAAACUCUGCCCCUCACAAAAUUUGCGAGACUACCACGAGACGAGGGCCAGUGCAUAUGUUGACCACUCGGUUACCCAUUUUCCAGACACUGGAUACACCAGUCAUCGCUUAGAACCAAGUCCUAGGGGCAUUAUCAUUGGGACAAAUCUGUCAGCAGCAGGCAUGCCACCAGUAACUGAUCAGCUGGCUCCGAGACCUAACCAACAUGGCAAUAUUGGAAGGUACCGUGACCUCCACAGCUAUAGGGAUGGCAGGAGCCACGCGUUCUUCACCACGUAUCAAGAGCAGGCCCAUGGCUCGUCAGACGGAACCCGAGAUCUCAGCAGCCAAAUGAUGUUGGGUCUUCCCGGAGAUCUUCUCUCACGGACGCACCCGUAUGGGCAGUCGGUCAAUGGCCCCAGGGCCAACAGCCAGCAGCUAGUCACACAGUUCUUGGAGUUCUAUAAGCCACUGAAUAUGGCCAUGCAACGAGGAGGGGGUGACGCCUUCCUCAGGUGCUCCAGGCAGAACCCGAAGCACGAGCUCGUGUGUAAGUGGAGUGACGGCCAAGAAGGCACUGGCAAGCCGCCCUGCGCCAGGAGUUUUGGGACCAUGUAUGAACUCGUCACCCAUGUGACGAUUGAGCAUGUCGGAGGACCGGAGCACUCUGACUACGUUUGUCACUGGGAGAACUGCCCAAGAGACAGAAAGCCCUUCAAAGCCAAAUACAAGCUCGUCAACCACGUCAGAGUGCACACUGGAGAAAAGCCCUUUCCCUGCCCUUUUCAUGGAUGUGAAAAAGUUUUUGCCAGAUCCGAAAACCUCAAGAUACACAAGAGAACGCAUACAGGUGAGAAACCGUUUAAAUGUGAGUUUGAGGGCUGCAAUCGGAGAUUCGCAAACAGCAGUGACCGGAAGAAGCAUUCUCACGUUCACUCCAGCGAUAAACCCUACACGUGCAAGGUCAGAGGCUGCGAAAAAUGUUACACACACCCCAGCUCCUUGCGCAAACACAUGAAACUUCAUUGCAAGGCCUACAUUGCCAAAAUCGGUGAAGACGACGAGCACCUUGUAGAGGCCAGGUCUCCUGAGGUGGCAGAACAGCAAGACACACCCGCCUCUACCACAGUGACGCGAUCGAUGACGACUCCCUCCCAAGAGACUCUGUCUCCUGAGACGCGAAAUGAGUCGACUAUGAGGUCACGUUUCCAUCACACCUUUGAAAACAGUUUGGACUAUACGGCGCACAGGCCACAGUCCCUUUUGGACCCUCUGUUGCUACAACGGGGCAAUUACAGACCCGAGUCUGUACAAUACUCAUGCAACCAACCAAGCCAUACUUUCCCACCUAGCCAUAGAACUUUUACGUCCAACUCACCUUUUCAAAAAAGUCUGGUAAAUGGCUGGUACACAUGUCAUAGCGCCGUGGACACAUUUUCACCCAAACACUGUAACUGA
Molecule: messenger RNA, 1960 nt
Organism: Rhinichthys klamathensis goyatoka
Lineage: Eukaryota; Metazoa; Chordata; Actinopteri; Cypriniformes; Leuciscidae
Gene: zic6
Product: zic family member 6
Exons: 2
Coding region: 392-1960 (522 amino acids)
Biological process (GO): central nervous system development; regulation of transcription by RNA polymerase II
Cellular component (GO): nucleus
Molecular function (GO): DNA-binding transcription factor activity, RNA polymerase II-specific; RNA polymerase II cis-regulatory region sequence-specific DNA binding
Source: RefSeq, a predicted model, not a curated record